AAAGUCGAUCAAGAGGACCGGACUUGGGCAUCCCUUCUGUUGAUACUACAACACACAAAAAAAUAGUUCCAUUACAGAAAUAACACAGGGUUGUGCAUUUCAUGGUUCAAAAGCCACACAAUUUUAAAGGUCGCCAGCUAAGGCUAACAGUACAUAUUUCCCUCUCGCUUUUAAAACUACAUGCUUUAACUGUCAGACAUUGAACGCUUAACUGUGGCAUUGUAUUGGACAAAAUACCUAAACUAUGAUAGCGACUCCUCACAGGGCUAAAUCAGGUUUAAAGAAUUGUGUGCUUGCUUUCUUGCUGUUUCUGGUAGCUACGAGAACCUGACAAAAGAUUUUGCGUUCAAGGAGCCUACCUACAACCGCAGGGGGCACUGGGAUAGAUAGAGAUGUUUCCAUCAUGGCGGCAUCCAUUUCAGGUUAUACUUUUAGUUCUGUGUGUUAUCACAGCGCCAACAGCAACUCAGAUCAUGAGGGCUUCCUAUUAGGAGACGUAAGGCAAGAAGAGACUGUCAGCAUCAGUGACACACAGAUCAGCAAUGCAGAAUUGCUGCAAGUCGUAGAAAUCCACAACCAUGACCCAUGUGCACAGUUGUUUAGCUUUUAUGACUACGCGGGUAAAGUAAAUGAGGAAAAUCUCAACAACAUUCUUAAAGAAAGACGGAAAAAUGUCAUUGGUUGGUACCGUUUCCGGAGGAACACACAGCAGCAGAUGUCGUUCAGGGAGCAGAUCAUACACAAACAGCUGACUCAGCUACUUGGCGCGCCCGACCUCGUCUUCCUACUUUUUAGCUUCAUCUCUACUGCCAACAGCUCCACACACGCACUGGAGUAUGUGCUCUUCAGACCAAGCCGCAGGAAGGAGGUCGAGGAGGAAGAUUUUAAAAAGGAUGCUGAAGUUGCCAGUUUUCUCCUCGACAAUAGGUACAAUCAAAGGAUUACACUCACUAUCCCAAACCUUGGCAACACAAGCCAGCAGGAAUACAAAGUUUCCUCAGUACCUAACACCUCUCUUAACUACUCCAAGGUCAUCAAAGAGCAUGGGGCUGAGUUUUUUGACAAAGACGGUGUAAUGAAGGAUAUCCGAACAAUUUUCCAAGUCUACAGUGCACUACAAGAUAAAGUCCAGGCUGUGUGUGGGGAGGUAGAACAAAGUGAACGCGUUAAAGAGAAAAUUCAAGAGGAUGUGAACAAACUUAAACAACAAAUUGCUCUCAGGAAGCUCAAGACUGCAGAAGAGGAGAGAAGGCUCCGCGAAGCCCAAAAUGCAGACGCCCAUCCCACUCCAGAGGAGAACACAGAACCGUCUAAGACUUCGCUUCUGACACGGAUAACUUUCCAAACACCUUCUGCCCCAGAGCGGCCCAGUACCUCACCGAACCCACCAUCUUACACUGACCUCUUGUCCCAAGAUGACAAUCUUCUUUCCUCCUCUUCCCCAACCACCAGUGCUGCUCUGUUGCCCCGACCUCAAGCUGUGGGCUCUCCAGGACACCCUACCCCUGUCCCACUGGGGACGAGCCUGGGUCUAGGCGUUGGGCUGGGCCUGGGCCUUGCUGCCAGUUCAAAUCCGGUUAGCACUCCCAGCACCCCUUACCUUGGAAAUGGUGAUGGAUCUAGUUCUGACUCAUUAGACAGACAAGCUGCAGGGCAGGAAGAUGAUGACGAUGAUGAUGACGAGGAUGAUGAAGAUGAGGACAGUAGCGAAUAUGAGAACUUAGUGAGUGAAGGCGCUCACCUGCCAAUGGUCUCUGCCAGCGUUUUAGCUCAAGGCCGACCAGCCGCCCUAAGCCCCGAUGGGGAUGCUCGUGGCUCGCAGACCACAUAGAAAUACACCACAAGAUGUGUGACGGACACAAAUAAAUGACACACCUUAAAAGGUGGGCAUCUGAAGCAAUCAAAGAUAAGCAAAUGUAGACAAAAGAAGUGCCAGUCCUGAAAGUGAAAGGCAUGCGCUAGUGGUGUCCCACUGUGUGUAAUUCUUCUUGUCUUAAUCUGAUCUCCAUUUUAAGGGGAAACCUUGCUUGGUUUUGCAGGUGCAUCUCAGUGUGGGAAAAGUUGUUAGUUUUCAUAUUUCCUUUAGUUUUAGGCUGUUUAAUGUACAUUAAGUGUGGCUCUGUCUGGAUGUUAUAACACAUUAUGCCAGCUGGUUGGCAAACACGCACCCUAAAAGACAGGCCCACACUUUCUGUAUGUUUUGUAGCUGCAUUUUUUUUGUCUUACUUUUGCAUCACCAACUUUAAGCACCCUUUCUUGCAUGACCUUUUGCACUGUUUUUUUUUUUUUUUUUUAACAAUCCCUCUUAGAAAACAAAGGGAACGUUUUCUGCAGCCUUCCAACAAUUUUAAACAAAGUAGGCUAAUGAUUCUUAAACUGUUAUUAUUUCAUUUGAAAAAAUAUAUGUAACUACUUUCUUUUGAUUUUCUUUACUCCAUGUUCAGCAAUCUUUUAUCAUCCAGUUGCCUCUUUGAAUGAUGAAUAACAGAUAGAAAUGAAGUCUGCCACUUCUAUUAUGGGUGCUCUAUAUAUAUAUAUAUAUAUAUAUAUAUAUAUAUAUAUAUAUAUAUAUAUAUAUAUAUAUAUAUAUAUAUAUAUAUAUAUAUAUAUAUAUACUUUGUCUAGUUAACAGUUAAUCUAAUUUGACUAUAGUGUCAUUGUCUUGUUUUUCUUGGAUAACACUGAAAUUCUAUGCGCUUUGCUGCACUUAACAAAAUUUAAGAUUUCUUUAUUAUUGUGCUAAACCAAUGCUGACAUGUUGUGCCACAUGAUUAGUCCUCUUUGACCACCCUGAGCCAAACUUGGCUCAGCUUGUGUGCAUUGUACGGGGUUCACAGGGCAAACACAGUGUACUGUAGCUUUACUAACCAGAUGCUUAAAGUUCCCUUCUGCUGCUGCAACACAGAGCUACUAUUAAAAUGCAUAUGUCUGUUCUUCAUAUAAAAACCAGGCUGCUACUUCCAUUUUACCAUGCUGGUUGUUUCAGUACUACUGACCACAUUCAUAUAACCACCUUAAGCUCACAUAUUCAUGGCUUGUUCCCAAUUAAAAUCAUAAUGGAAGGCUGACACCUUCAAUGUGUGAAUUGUAACCUUGGAAACAGACUGGGAGCUUACCUUCCUGUCUUUGCAAAGUUGACCGCUGCAUUCAUGUAUUCUCCCCUGUUUGGAUCAGUGUUACAAGUAUGGACCUUGAUAUGGUAAUGAAAACAUCAUGAGUCUGCUUAAGUAUACAGUGCCUUUCACUCAGGGCAGUUUCUGUCAGCACAGAAAAUACAUUCACAGAUAUCUUGUAAUGGGUGAAGUUAGGAUGAGCUGUUUUGCAUAUGCAGUAAUCAGUUUCAAGAUUUUUUUUCCAUAAAGUUCUGCAGCCAUUUGCCUCUUUUUCCUAAAGGUUUUCUCUACCUGAAACAAUCCCACUGCUUCCUGAGCUCUUUCCCCUUGUUAUUGACAUUGACUGCUUCUGAGUGGACCUGUUUCUCAAGGCUACAAAUGUGACAUUGUCUGCUUUAUUAUUUAAAACUGGAAUUGCAGUUAAGUCUGGGUAACUAAACUGUUGUCAAGGCAAAUUUGGUGAUGAGAAUGAGCAACUUGCAGAUGACUGCUUUUACACAAUUGACCCAUGUGAAGACAGCAGAAGUGGGGAUUGAUUAAGGUGUGGAACACCUUCACUGCAUGAACUGGUUAACUCUUGGCAGUGUUAAAUUCAGCAUGGACAGAUGUUUGCACUGCACAAGAUGUUUUGUGGUGGGAGACGCUUUGCCUUGUGAAUAAGCUCUUCUUUAUUUACAUCGCCUGUUUUUUAUGUCAUGUUUUUUGCCUUAGGGUCAUUUCACUUGCCCUGAUGUGUAAUACCAAUGCGUCACUGACCAGGAACUGGCACUCGAAAUGUUGUUUAAUAAUCAUUCAGAAUAACACAAUCACACAAUGGAAAAAAAAAAAGAAAUAACAAAAUCAGAAGUGUGGUUUCCUUUGAGUACUGGAAUAUGAUAAGGAAAUGAAUAUUGAAUGUAUAGUAAUCAAUGGGGGUGGGAAUGGCAUUUAAACAGCACUUACUGUAUAAGCUUGUCUCAGUUGAUUGUUGUGGUGGCAGCAGUUCUGUGUUAGUCCUCACUCUUUAUCCUGGUCUUCAGGCCCUGAAUGAUAUAUAUUUUUUCUUUUUUUUUUUUUUUUUUUUGUGCCCUCCUACAGAGUAACCUUAAACAUGUGGCCCGAAUGAAAACCAACAGGACCUUUGUCUAAAAGACCAAUGGUAUACAGCAAGAGAGGAUUAACACACUUAGAAUCAGAUAGCUUUUCAACUUCCAACAUACAAAAACAAAUAUACACUCAUGAACUCUUACUGUAUGGGGUGGCCCUUUUCUUCCCAUGUGGAGUGGAAGCACAAAGUCCAGUGCACACCUUUAGAUCUUCUUGGCUUCUGUCUGGAUUUGUGUACUUGAUGGAAACUGACCAAGGACUUAUUUGGAUGAGCACAGAGAACAAGGUGCUUAAAUUGGGGGAAAAUAAAUGAGACAUCUAUAUGUGAA
Melanotaenia boesemani (Boeseman's rainbowfish) is the source of this 4528-nucleotide messenger RNA. RefSeq names its product abraxas 2, BRISC complex subunit (gene abraxas2). Gene Ontology annotation, biological process: attachment of spindle microtubules to kinetochore; protein K63-linked deubiquitination; mitotic spindle assembly. NCBI's taxonomy places the organism in Eukaryota, Metazoa, Chordata, Actinopteri, Atheriniformes, Melanotaeniidae. Gene Ontology annotation, cellular component: nucleus. The coding region runs from base 404 to 1831 and encodes 475 amino acids. The record is from RefSeq and is a predicted model, not a curated record. Gene Ontology annotation, molecular function: microtubule binding; polyubiquitin modification-dependent protein binding. The transcript has 11 exons.